This is a messenger RNA of Dovyalis caffra, 522 nucleotides long. The record is from the annotation of a GenBank genome assembly. Lineage: Eukaryota; Viridiplantae; Streptophyta; Magnoliopsida; Malpighiales; Salicaceae.
AUGGCUGAGUUUGCAGAAUAUCUGCAGAGACUAAGGCCUUCUCAACCUUUGACAGAGAUGAUGGGCAUGAACAUGGAAAUGCUCAAGUAUCUUCCAGAGCUGAAUCAAAGCAUCAUGGAGAAUUUCAGCAUCCCUGACUUCUCAGCAGAGACUUUCUUGGCCCACCAACAACCUGAACUUCCAGCAACAUAUAAUCACAGCAACCUUUCAAGUGCUUUCCAUCCUGACAUCUUGAGUACAAAACCAGUUGUUCGUCCUGCCACCUUGAAUCGAAAUGUUUACCACGAAAGCAAGAAGCGAAAAGCAAUGGAACAAUCAACCAGCAGCUCCAAGAACUUUUCUCCUAUAGCCUCUACAGACGAUACAGAGCAAAAGAAGAACGCAGGAAGAGGUAGGAAAGGCAAAAACAAAGAGAAAGAAGGGGACAAAGCAGAGGAAGUUGUUCAUGUAAGAGCCAAGAGAGGCCAAGCAACAGACAGUCACAGUAUAGCCGAAAGGGUAAAUUUGUAUGUUUUUGACUGA